Messenger RNA from Entelurus aequoreus (snake pipefish), 3592 nucleotides. It is a transcript of the gene pamr1b, whose product is annotated as peptidase domain containing associated with muscle regeneration 1b. The coding region runs from base 201 to 3419 and encodes 1072 amino acids. Gene Ontology annotation, molecular function: serine-type endopeptidase activity. The record is from RefSeq and is a predicted model, not a curated record. Lineage: Eukaryota; Metazoa; Chordata; Actinopteri; Syngnathiformes; Syngnathidae. The transcript has 14 exons. Gene Ontology annotation, biological process: proteolysis.
UGGCGGAUCCAGAACUACAGCUGGGGCAGACCAACUGGGGGUCCCACGCAAUUCCCUGGACUAGCACAAUCACCAGUGGGAGGGAAGGCAGGUUCCUCUUCAUUUCCCUUCUCUUCUUCAUCUUCGUACCUCAAGGGACAUCCUGGCCCCACAAUUACAGGUAUUUGUACAACGACUGCCCCGGUCCUGAGUGGAACGCUAUGUGUUCGGGCUGUUGUGAGUAUGAUGUGAUCCGCUGCAAAUGCCCCCUGCAGGGGACUUCGGUGGGCUAUUCUGUGCCCUGCUGCCGCAACGCCAUCAACGAGUGUGACCCCUGCAUCAUCCAUCCAGGUUGCAGCAUAUUUGAGAACUGUAAGCGGUGCAACAAUGGAACGUGGGGUCCCAGGGAUGACUUCUUCGUCAGGGGCCAAUUCUGUGCUGAGUGUCGUCCUGGAUGGUCUGGUGGAGAUUGCAUGAAGUGCGGUGGGGUGAUCCAUAAACGACAGGGCCACAUGGUGCUGGAGAGCUACCCAAACAAUGCUCGCUGUGAGUGGACAAUACAGGUGGACCGGCCUUUUACGAUCGAACUCAGGUUUAUGAUGCUGAGUUUGGAAGCACAUCCCACAUGUCGCUAUGACUACGUGGAGGUCAGAGAUGGCGACAGCAUCAACUCUCGUGUCGUGGCUCGGUUAUGUGGCAACAACAGACCUGCUCCCAUUCAGAGUUCUGGAAACAGUCUACACAUUCUUUUUGAGUCGGACGGCUACAAGAACUUCGAUGGCUUCUUCGCCACGUUCCAGGAGAGCUCAGCCUGCAGCUCCUCUCCUUGCCUACAUGAUGGAACUUGUAUCCUAGACAGCUCUUUCGCGUAUCGCUGUGCCUGUCUGGCUGGCUAUGCAGGAAAGAGGUGCGAAAAUGUGGUAGGAUGCCAUAGGCCACCUGUGCCUACCCACGGAUCCACACAGGGAGUGUUUCAUCACUCAGGGGCGCGCGUCACUUUCCAGUGUGAUUCAGGCUUUGAGUUGCGGGGGUUUUCUACUGCCAUCUGCUUGACUGAUGGCACCUGGAGUGCGCCUUCCCCGCAAUGUGUUCCAGUGGAAAGGGUCUGUGUUCUACCACCAAAGCCAGCACACGGGGACCACUUCUUGGUUUAUGGGCCCAAUGAUGUUUUAAUCGCUCUUCAGUACCUUUGCCACCAGCCUUAUGAACUCACUGGAGUCUCUCAGAGAACCUGCCUAUCUAACAAUUCCUGGAGUGGAAGUCCACCUGAUUGUAGGAGAGUGAAUAACACACUCACACAAGCUGGAAAAGAAAGGGAAGAAGCUGGAGGGGAGACAGGAAAAAGAGAAGACAAAGAAAUACAUGGUGAUAAAAAUGUCAGCAAAGACACAAAAAGCGUUGAAAAAGAAAGUGAUCUCAGGAAUACAACGAGAGAAGACAAAAACACUGGUGUUCGUCCCGAGAAAACUGGGUCUGAGGAAAAAAAUAACGGUCGGGAUAAAGCGACGAGCAGCGGUGAAGACCAAGAAGACAAAGAACCUGAAAUAGUCAAACCUGGGAAGGGAGAAGACAGCCAUUCCCCAAAGUCGGAGACAGAUAUCACUGAGAUAGAGGUGAUAAAAGACAAAGGGCAGGAAGAGAAGGAAAGAAAAGAGGAGCAAGUGAAUGGAAAGAAAAACUCAGGGAAGGUCGGACCAAACGACACGAAGCUGAGGACGGUCGUCUCGGAGGAAAUGAACACAGUCAACAUAUUGGAACAGGGAACGGCGAAGAACGACACAGUCAAGGACGAUAUCAAUGACAUCAAGAAAAAAAGCAAUAACACGACAGGUUUUCCAGAGAGGAAAAUCCUUCCCUCGCAAGUCAAUAUUACACAGUAUACUUUGUAUAGGUCAGGGGGAGAGGAAGGUGGAAAACCAAAAGAAAAAACAACCAUCGGAGAAGGCAAAGCAGAGACAAGUCCUACUGAAACACCAAAAGAGGAACCUGAUAUGGACGGGGAAGAGGAAGAGCGAUGGAAGGACAUCAACCAAAGUUUCACUGAGAGGAUGUGCCCUCCUCCCCCUCGCCUCUAUCACGGCUAUCACAGAUCGGUGCCAGGGACCAAGCCUGAGACAGUAGAGUUCUUCUGUAAUCACUCCUACGCUCUGAGUGGAGACUUCCAAUGGAGCUGCCAGCCAAAUGGUACCUGGAGCGGCAAACAGCCUCUCUGUGUUCGAGCUUGUCGGGAACCCAAAGUUUCAGAAUUGGUCCGACAAAGAAUUCACCCACCUCAAGCACCAUUCAGAAAGACACCAGUACACAAGCUGUACUCCUCUGCAUUGGGCCGACGGGUCCAGUCAGAGGGUCCCACGACAAGCCCACCAAUACUCUCCCAGCUGGCUCAAGGCUUCCAUCACCUCUACACUCAUAUAGAGUAUGACUGUGUGUCUCCUUUCUACCAACACAAUGGCAGCCCUCGGCGGACAUGCCUGAAAACAGGCAAAUGGAGUGGGCGUCAUGUCUCAUGUUCACCAGUGUGUGGGAAGCAUCCAACCUUUGAUCCUGAGAGGCCGGGAGAGGUUCACUGGCCUUGGCUGGCAGCCAUCUACCGCCGCACCACCAAUGGUGCAGGGACCAAGGUGACCAAGGCAGACAGCCACUCGGGGUCUGUGAAGAAGGAUGGUGGCGCAAAAUCUGGCAACCAUAUUCGUGAUUCUGACUGGCAGCUGGUGUGCAGUGGGGCUCUGGUUAACCAAAGGAGUGUUGUAGUCGCAGCCCACUGUGUGACAGACCUGGGGAAGGUUUACCCUCUGGAUGCAGCCAAAAUCAAGGUGGUGGUUGGGAAACACUAUCGUGAUGAUCACAGAGAGAGUAAAGGUUUCCAACAUCUGAGGGUUGCCUCCAUCAGCGUUCACCCCAACUAUGACCCCCAUAUUCUUGACUCAGACAUAGCUAUCAUCAAGUUAAUGGACAAAGCAAAGGUUGGAGAGAAAGUGUUGCCCCUCUGUCUAUCAGACAGUCAGGGUGAGGGGGAGAUCUCCGGACAAGGGCUUGUCACCGGCUGGUCUCCACUUCCUGACUCAGAUUUAAAUACUGAUGAGAAAGCAAGAGUCGGACUUGUCCAACUCGCUGACAUUGUCCCAUGCGAGCAGCAAUAUGCCCGAAAUGGUGUGCCAAUCAGUGUUACAGACAACAUGUUGUGUGCAAGCCAGAAGCCUGACUAUGGACCCUCUAACAUAUGUCCCUCUGACACUGGGGGGAUUCUUGUCCUUCCUGCUUACACUGACAACAACCAGAAUCCCUUUGUUGGCAGCAAUCAUGUUGGGAACAAAGGAUUUUGGAGACUUCUGGGACUUGUGAGCUUUGGCUAUGACCAAGGAGAGUGUGAUCCUGACCUCUAUACGGUCUACACACAUGUAGCAAACUUCAAAGUCUGGAUCGAGAGUCAUAUGAAAUAGAAAUCGUAACAUGUGACUCAUAAUAUUUAAAUGCACAUGCUUAUUUCUGUUCCUUUUUGUUUGUUUGUUCAAUCUGGUCACCCAGCAGUCUCAUUUUUGUAGUGUUUUGCACAAACGCAACACUGGACAACACUGCGCUUUAAGUCAGGGGCGUCAAACAUAUUUUCAAGAUA